AUGCGCGUGUUCCCUGCCGCAUUCAGAGACGGCUUCGCUAAGGGAGAACGCGUGGCGCUCGCGAAUUCCGUGCUCCGGCUAAGAGGCAAGUACUGUCCCUUCUGCGUUCAGAUCUAUCGCGAAAGGGAUCCAGACAGCUUCGACAAGAAGCAAUGGAUCGGCUGCACCAAUCGCAAUUGUCGCCGCUGGUCGCACGAGGAGUGCGAGAUGGAGUACGGAAUCGACGUCUCCAAGAUCGACCGUCGAUCCUACCAAUGUCCAGGAUGCCGCGACGCAGGCAAGCACUCGGACUGCAACGACCGCCGUCGCUUGGGCCGCCACAACGCGGCGGAUCGCCUGGCAAUCGCGCAGGCCGCAGCAGCUGCAGCGGAGGCGGGCGGCGCAACUGGGGGAGAGAAGGACCGCAGGGGAAGCGGAGGGGGCGCGGAUAAGCCCGGGGAGGGGGAGGGGGAGGCGGUGAAGAGUGACGAGGGGGGGAGUGCCCAGCAUGGCAGCUGUAACGACACUGACAGCGACACUUUCCCGGGACUGCAGGACUCAUUGCACUCCCCAAACCCCUCAAGCGACUCAACCCCCGGCGACCAUGCUGACUCAGCUAACCGCGUUGACUGCGUUGACCAGUCAAAGCCCGGGCUUGCCAUUGACCAGAGGAUCCACCCCGUUGACCACAUUGACCAGACUGACCCCAUGGAUACAACUGACGACAAGGGAGCUGGAGAAGUGGAGGGAGAAGAGGGCGAGAGGGAACAGAAAAGAAAAUCGUCUAGUGGUGGCCACCACAGUAACAACAGCCAAGAUAACAAUAACGAGUAUGACAACAGCGAGUAUGGAUGGAGGAAGUCUCCUGUAGCAGCAGGAGGAGGAGGAGGAGGAGCAGCAGCAGCAGCAGCAGCAGCAGGGGCGGCAGGGUCUGUGUUACCCCGUAGCAGCAAGAGGGUGCAAGGCAGCAGCGCCAAGCCUCUCAAGGUGGACCUAUCCAAGCUGCAGACGAGCUCGCUGCGGCGCUACAAGCGAGUGUACAAGCUCAGAGACGCUUCUUCUGGCAAGGAGGAGCUCAAGCUUGCAGUGGCACAGCACUUCGCGAGUCUGGUUGUAUCUGAGGAGGAAAUUAUCCACUCUCUGGUGGAGGUGUUUUCUCGGCGGUACCACCAGCGAGCAGCAGCCAAUGCCACGGCUGAAGCCCCUGCUGCAGCUGCUGCAGCUGCAGAAACAUGCUCGUAA
Messenger RNA from Closterium sp. NIES-65, 1221 nucleotides. The record is from the annotation of a GenBank genome assembly. Lineage: Eukaryota; Viridiplantae; Streptophyta; Zygnematophyceae; Desmidiales; Closteriaceae.